AUGCUAGAACGGAGGCUUGCAACUGCUUUUGUUAAGCGAGAACGGAGACCUGCUUCCUUUGUUAAGCGAGCACAGAACCUUGCCAAUGAUCCUGACAAACCUAAGAGGCCUGCAAAUGCUUUCGUCCUUUCCAUUGAAGAGUUGAAGAAGCAGUUCAUGAAGGAGAAACCAAAAGCCAAGUGGAAACAGUUGUCAGAUGUUGACAGAGCUCCUUACAUAACAGAGACAGAGAAAACGAAGGCCGAAUAUCAAAAGAACAUGGAUCUUUAUAACUGGCGAGUGGCUGCUGGAUCUAUGGAAGAAGAGGAAUAUCAUAAGUAUUGGUCCAAGGUUAACGAGGAAGAGGAGGACGACGACUGA
This is a messenger RNA of Lycium barbarum (goji berry), 360 nucleotides long. Its product is annotated as high mobility group B protein 2-like. NCBI's taxonomy places the organism in Eukaryota, Viridiplantae, Streptophyta, Magnoliopsida, Solanales, Solanaceae. The record is from RefSeq and is a predicted model, not a curated record. The transcript has a single exon. Bases 1 to 360 code for a protein of 119 amino acids.